Molecule: messenger RNA, 390 nt
Organism: Aureococcus anophagefferens
Lineage: Eukaryota; Pelagophyceae; Pelagomonadales; Pelagomonadaceae
Exons: 1
Molecular function (GO): protein binding
Source: RefSeq, a predicted model, not a curated record
UUGGGAGAUGCGUACCGCCGCGGUCGCUACGGUCUCGUGAAAUCCGAAAAGAAAGCCGCGAAGAUUUACCGGCGCGCCGUGGAGCUCGGCAACGUGGACGCGAUGAUACACCUUGGAUUAUUGUACGAGAACGGAAGUGGCGUCAAGCUGGACAAGAAGAAGGCGAUGAAACUGUAUCGCGCGGCCGCAGACCGAGGCGACGCGGUCGCGCAAUUCGAUUUAGGGGUUUUACUUGAAUCUGAGAAGAAAUUUGAAGAAUCUAUCCGGUACUACGCGCUCUCGGCGGAUCAAGGCGAUACCGAUGCGGAGUAUUGCCUUGGCCUUUGUUACAGGGACGGACGAGGCACGGAAGUCGACCUCGGCAAAGCCAGAUACUGGUUCGAGCGCGCC